Messenger RNA from Gryllus bimaculatus (two-spotted cricket), 276 nucleotides. NCBI's taxonomy places the organism in Eukaryota, Metazoa, Arthropoda, Insecta, Orthoptera, Gryllidae. The record is from the annotation of a GenBank genome assembly.
AUGAAGUCUCUCAUACGUUGGAAUGGCGAGUGGGCAUUUUCUCAUGCAUAUUUUCUGCUUCUUUUGCAGUUGGACCGUAUCGGCUCGUACAUCAGACCGCUGCUAGAGUCGCCCUCCCUCAAGAAAGCGCGAGGUCGUGACUCACGCUGGGUGUCCGCCAAGUCCUGGGAUUUGCAGAAAUCUCGUUCGCCGAAAUGGGAGGAAAAUGUGAAAAAGGGAGUGUUGUAUAAUGCGUUUGUUCUCGAUAAUGUCGCGGGAUGUGAUGUUCAAGGAUAA